AUGGUGCCAACACCGGCACAUAUCCGCUCAGUCUCAGACUGCGACCGACUCAGACAAGCUGCCCGAAUCAUCAAUGAGCGCCUCAACUGGUGUCUCUCGGAACAUGCCAACACCCGCUGCGCAACAGCCUCCAACGCUGCUGUCCCCAAACGGCUCAUCUAUUUGGACCCGUCAACACGCAAAGCCCGUCUCGUCCCCACGCCGUCUCCCCUUCCCCGAUAUGCCAUACUUUCGUACGUCUGGGGUGCCGAAGGGGACAAUUUCCGCACGGUUCGCAAAAAUGUCAAGCAGAUGCAUGCCGAGAUCCCUUCGUCCGACCUCCCCCUCACCCUCCAGCACGUCUUCCAACUCGUUCAUUAUCUGUCGCUCUCUUAUCUCUGGGUGGACGCACUCUGCAUUGUGCAGGACAACGACGACGACAAGGCGACCGAGAUCGUCAACAUGGCUUCCACUUACAUCAACGCGUUUAUCCAGAUCGCGGCCAUGUCCUCU
Molecule: messenger RNA, 492 nt
Organism: Canariomyces notabilis
Lineage: Eukaryota; Fungi; Ascomycota; Sordariomycetes; Sordariales; Chaetomiaceae
Exons: 1
Source: RefSeq, a predicted model, not a curated record